AUUCCAGAAACUUUGCUUUUUACCUGAAUUUUCCCAAUUUUUUUCAGUCCAAAAAUAUACUGCGUGACGGAUUGGAAGCAAAUCUUGGGAUGCCUUCCAUUCAUUUCCAUCUACUUCAAAGAUCGUGCAAAAGACGAAGAACCGUGCGAAAAGUCGAGUACAGCAAGUAAACUGAAAAGUGAACUAACUGGGAAGUCAAGUCCAGAAAAACCCCGGAUUUUGUCGAGCCCCGAUAUGGAAGCUCAACAACCAUCCAACAAGGUAUCUCAGGAAUUCAUCAGAAUGCUGUCACCACAGAAAGCACCACUAGCACCACAAAAUGCGCCACUGCCCCAGCAGAAGGCACAAGCACCAGCAGUAGAACCAAAAAAGGUGUGUUGCAAGCACCAGCACUACCAACAGCACUGCAAUCAGAACCCACACUAUAGACCCAAGCCUCAGCAAUACUAUAAGCCCUGCAAGGAAUGCAAGACUUCCAUUUGUGCAACACCAGAUGAAGUGCGCACAAUAAAGGAAUCAGUGGAUGAUUGGAGCUGUAGAGCUGAAAAUGAAGCAAUGGCCAUUAUCAAGGCUGGUAGUCCCACUGAAAGUUAUGAUUGUGCAGAGGAGAAACGUGAUUUCCUCACCACAUCACACGAAUUAACGGAAACCGCUUAUACGGCUGCACAGCAAGCUUAUGAUGAGAUGAACUCCUAUGAGAUGACAUAUAUAGUGACCUUUACUAUGAUAAAUCGCUGGUCUCAGGAUUCCUCGUGUCUCAUAGCAAAAGAUGCUGAUAAGGAGAAAGAUUUUCUCGUGGAUAAUGAGCAAGAUAAAUAUUUAUCGCAUUCGUCCGCAACUUUUGGUGCAGUCAGAUCAUCAAAGUCAAUGGCUUCAAUUUGCACUUUGAUUCUGAUCGCUGGCGUGGGUUUCGCAGUGGCUUUUGGCAUCAUAAGCAUUCUGCUGAUUCCUUUCCCCGGCUUUUUUGUUGGUAUCAUUCAUUGGUCAGCUUCAGGUCAGGCUGGGUCAACACCAGUUGUGAUAAAUGUGUUGAUGGAAAAUUACCCGUCAUCAACGGGGUCUUCUCACCAGGAAGACUCCAUCAUUACCGGGAUUUCAGCUGCACAAGACAGGUUUUUGUCCUUACAUUCUGGACAACACAUGGUAAUCAACUGGGUGCGAGUCCAGCAUGUAAAAAAUAACAGGCUUUUGUCAGGACUGGCACCUGCUUCUCUGGCACCUUCAACUGCUGGUGGAAUCACUGUUGUUGUGGACUUGAGAUUGGAUCGUUCAAUGGAUAUUCCAAGUCUGAUGAACGAAACCAAUAAUGAGAAAUUAUUGGUCGUGAAGCCAUUCCCGCAAACUGACGAAGACACGAUUUCUGCAAUUCAUCACAUCUCGACGAGUGGACCAGAAAGAGCCCAUUUCGCGGCUUUGAUCAGCAAAUUUGCGGAAAUCAACUCGCUGAAACAGUCUUCCGACCACGUCCACGUUUUACCCAUUGUUGCAACGAACAGCAAACAUUACUCUGACUCUGCGGAAACAUUUUCUCACGAAACAUCCAGGCUUUUCCCAAAGGCGAAAUUUCUUCCGUUUCUCCGCAUCGAUUCGGAACCGGAAGUUUUUUCGCACAGGCUCCGGACAGUUCUCAAGCACUUUCCGGAAGCAAAUCCGGUUCUGUUUGCUGACGGAAACCAGGUUCGAAGCAUCUUCGGGGCCAUGCAGGGAAACGAAGGUUUUUUCGAUAGAAUCUGGUUUUACCCUGAGGCAAUUUAUUGGGAAGAGGAAUUACAGCGAGAUCACGUUGCUUGGAAAAACAUGAAACGCGUUGGAAUGAUGACUGUGGCGUUUUUGAGCGACGGACACAAUUCGCCUCUCAGGCGGAAAGAAAUGCAAAAAAUGCAACGGAAUAUUUCACAUUCCGGCUCAUUGUUCCUGUCUACUUUGGCAUACGACGCAGUUUUCAAAGCUGCUGAAAUCGUCGAAAAACAGAACGAAUUCAUGGCCAGCAGUAAGACCUCUGGAAAUGUCAAAAUAAUCCUCGACAACCAAAUGAAUCGCUUCGGAGGAAAAUUUGCGAGGCUGACGCUGCUACCGGAAAUCGGCAGUAAAGAUUCUGCGAAGCUUGUGGAUAUUUUGCAGCAGCAAGAAUGGCUCGUAGAUGCCGUCUUUCGUUUGGAAAAAAGUCAAAUCCCAAACGACACCAGACAGGAUUCUGUGGAAAUUGUCGACAGCCAAGUCGAGGAACUAACUCUGUCGAGGAUUCUGGAUGAAGGCGUUGGUACGGGACAUUUUUUGCAAAGGGAACACUUUGGGAAAUUUUUCAACAGCUCUUUUGACAGCUGUGGCAAAACGUACCCAACAGUGACUGUGUCAGCCUUUGACCCGUUCUCGUACGCAAAAAUCACGAGGACGUACAAUUUUUCAUCAUUUCCGGAACUAAUUAUUUUCCCGAGUGAUCACGGGUAUUCGAUUGAGAUUGAAGGCGUGAAAAACGAGGGAUGCGAGAAAUUCGUGCAUCAUUUAGUGUGUCCAGCGGUGGAUGAUGUACUCGGGAAAUUGCCCUGCAUUCAUGCUUUGACUGCGGGGAAAUCUGAGGAUUUUGCAGUGUCAAAAAGGAUUAGGAGAGGAAUUUCGACGGUGAGCAGAAAUCCGAUUCAGUUCUCUGCGGAAAUCGACCACCGAGAUGCUCCGAGGUAUUUCGAGAUUUUAUCUGACACGAAUCUCGGGUCCGAUCCGAAGGACUACAAAAGUUGGACCGGCCUGUUUCCCAACUCGGACGUACCUUUCUACUACCGCCAAGUCCGCGGGGUUGAAACCCCAGGACGAGGCGGAAUCGAUGCCAGCAGCAGCCCUGCCUUAUCCACUGAUGUGGAAUCCAUUCAUGAUGAUGGCGAAAGUUGGAAAUCUGAUGAAGACAUCAGCAAUGAGGAACACGACUUGAAUAGCCGAGACCAUUCCGCGGUUGUUGGGGUGACGAAAGGCGAAGAACCGCUUCCUGACCUCGGGUCAUUGUCGGGAGACAUUGAACGUUCAGCAGGAGUGGAGGAGACUUGGGACCCAGAACUGGUGAAAGAUCUGUCAGGAUCUUUCAAGAUUACAGAGGAAGAAGUCAAACACAUUCUUCACUACUCUGAACCCUCUUUCAUUCCCUCACUGGAACGCAAAGAUGCCAUUCCUGCACCUGCCAAGCAAAAGUAUCCCAUGCCAAAGCACCUGAUUAUUCUGAACAGUGCCUUGCCUGCCAUGGGAGGAUGUAUUGGAGCUGCAACAAUGUGCAUAUUUUGUUCUUUGUUGUCUGAAGGAGUUGGAUCUUCUAGUGUACCUUGCAUUGGCACAUGUCAUGCUUCCACUUGGGCCAAUUGCCUGGGCAUGCUUGGGCUACUCUACAACAAGGUGUACAAGGAGAACUCUAAAACCUUGAAUCAUCACCACCACGAACUGAUGCAAUUCCCAUUUUCACACAGCUAUGUCGCAGAUUCUCAAUUCGGCCUCCGUCUGGCCACCAAAGAUCCAUUCGCCAUUUCUGGCUACCACAUCCUCGCAAACCCAGUCGUGUGGGCCAUGCAGAAAUCGCCUCUCAUUUCUGACCUGGUCGAAACCCUGACUCAGCCCUGGGUGACGCAAAUGGCCUUUGAAGAAGGCUACUCUGCUUCAGGAAGUCCCAUGGGCGCGGCCAUGAUGCGACUGGGCAUCCCGCUCUGUUCUGCUCUAGGCUGGCUCGUCCAAUAUUCUUCCUGCAUUUGGAUCCCUGAAAUCCUCGUCAUGGCGGCUUCCUUGUUGGCAUUGAAGCAAUUUCGCUCCAUUUGU
Messenger RNA from Notodromas monacha, 3789 nucleotides. The record is from the annotation of a GenBank genome assembly. NCBI's taxonomy places the organism in Eukaryota, Metazoa, Arthropoda, Ostracoda, Podocopida, Cyprididae.